Thermochaetoides thermophila DSM 1495 is the source of this 2427-nucleotide messenger RNA. RefSeq lists its product as uncharacterized. NCBI's taxonomy places the organism in Eukaryota, Fungi, Ascomycota, Sordariomycetes, Sordariales, Chaetomiaceae. Gene Ontology annotation, cellular component: plasma membrane. Bases 1 to 2427 code for a protein of 808 amino acids. The record is from RefSeq and is a predicted model, not a curated record. Gene Ontology annotation, molecular function: magnesium ion transmembrane transporter activity. The transcript is spliced from 3 exons. Gene Ontology annotation, biological process: intracellular magnesium ion homeostasis; magnesium ion transmembrane transport.
AUGAACCGACCAACCGGCCAGACGCCGCCGCCGAGCGGAUCCGCUCCUACACGCGCUAACCCGCUAAACACCCCAUCCCACCCCGGUCACUCGUCACGCGCGCGCAAGCAUCAUCGCGGAGGGAAGAAGAACAAGAAGUCUAGGAGGAAGUCGUUCGCUCUCCUUCCUGACAUGGCCCAAGACAGCGUCAACUCGGAAGGCUUGAGCGAAGCGCCCCCACGCUUUUAUUCCCGGCCAAAUCAUAACCUGAGCAACACAAGCCUUGAAAGUGCGGCAUUGCUAGACCAUCGAGACCAGCAGCCAUUCUUACGUCCGCGGCGCCCGUCCAUGAUGGCAAGCGCUUCUUUUCCGGCAUCGCAGCCUGCCACUCGAUCGAAGGUCAGCGGGAAUGUUGAACACAGCGACCGGGAAGAUAACGAGACCGCACCUCUUCUUUCCAAUCCGUCGUUCCAGCGAAGCGAAACCAUCACAGUCUAUGGCUCAAAUGACACAUCUCAGCGCAGGAGCGGGCCUGCCAGCCGACGCAACUCGAGCAAGGCGAGCAGUCAUCGCCGGGUACAGACCACAAACUACAAUGUCAAUUAUCCCCCCUCGGUUCCGGGUUCUCCUACCAUGCGCCCAUCGGACCGCCUCGAGAUGAGUUUUGGCGACGUGCUACUCCGUGAUGAUCUUGAAGGAGACCAGCGAUCGCCAAGGAGAGAUUCUCUGGAUGAGAGCGGUGAUCGUGGAGCAUAUCCCCCUUCUCCCCAAGAUAGGAGGAAGUCUAUCGCCUUACAGGCCCAAAAUGACGUGUGCUUCCCACAGGAAGGCUUGUCAGACGUUGCCGACGACGAGCUUGCUCCUCAAGAAACGGGAGCGUUCCGCAGGAGGGCCCGCAGGCGGCGUACCAAGUGGCCAAAUCUGGCGAUUCUGGAGGAAUGGAGUCGCAUGGAGAAGGAAGGCCGCAGCGAAGAGCGCCGUGUCAAGAAGAUUACGGAGCCUCAACUGAUCAAUGGUCGGCUGAGGCCUGUCCACCGGGGCUGGUUCCAGGCCCAGGAAGAGGCCCCUUAUCGCUUCACCUACUUCAACGAGGAAUUCCCGAGCACGAUUCACAGCCAGACGAUCUCGGAGCUUGUUCAACCUGGCGGCACCUUCAAGGAGCUGUUCAUGCCAGAUCCCCCUAUCUUGCCAGAUAGCUCCGAGAGCGAGGAGGAGGAGCCUGAUAGCGAUCUGCAACAAGUUCUUCAGGGACAAAUUGGCGCGCCUAGCAUCCCUGUGAAUCAGCCAACCCUGACCAGCUCACCCAAGGACAUCGGGUCCAGGAAGCAGUCCGGCACCAGUGACAAGAAUUUAUCAUCGAAUGGAGCGGGUUCAGUCUCGGCUGUCAAAUCCCAAGAUCCCAGCAAGUCUCCCAAGUCGGAAAAGCCCCCAAAACCCCCAAAGUUUGGCGAGCGACCAGUCUGGUGGCUGGAUGUGCUCUGCCCCACGGAGGCCGAGAUGAAGGUUCUUUCUAAGGCGUUUGGUUUGCAUCCCUUGACAGCCGAGGAUAUCAUGAUGCAGGAGCAGCGCGAGAAGGUCGAGCUCUUCCGGAACUAUUAUUUUGUCAAUUACCGCACCUUCGACCAGGACCAGACCAGCGAGAACUUCCUGGAGCCGGUCAACAUGUACGUGGUUGUGUUCCGCGAAGGCGUGCUUAGCUUCCACUUCAGUGUUACGCCACACCCGGCCAACGUGCGCCGUCGCAUCCGUCAGCUGCGCGAUUAUAUGAUUCUCUCCUCUGACUGGAUCUCGUACGCCAUCAUCGACGACAUUACUGAUGCUUUCGGUCCCCUUAUCCAAGCCAUUGAAGACGAAGUUGAUGAGAUUGACGACGCCGUCCUGCAAAUGCACUCCGCAGAUGAUCCAACAAGUCGGGAUAAGAAGCUUCAGGAGGGCAGCGGUGGUGACUCGGCCGAAGCUGGUCGCGACAUGCUGCGGCGCGUUGGCGACUGUCGCAAGAAGGUUAUGUCGCUUUAUCGUCUGCUGAGUAACAAAGCAGAUGUGAUCAAGGGCUUUGCUAAGCGCUGUAACGAACGCUGGGAGGUGGCGCCCCGGUCGGAGAUUGGCCUGUACCUGGGCGACAUCCAGGAUCAUAUUGUGACCAUGACAUCGAACUUGAGUCACUAUGAGAAGAUCUUGGCUCGCUCCCAUGGCAAUUACCUCGCACAAAUCAACAUACGUAUGAACGAACGUCAAGAACAGACUGCCGAUGUGCUGGGCAAGCUCACCGUCCUCGGUACCAUCGUCCUGCCUAUGAACAUUAUUACUGGUUUGUGGGGCAUGAACGUGUGGGUGCCCGGCCAGGGCGCCGAGGGUGACCUCCGCUGGUUCUCGGCAAUCACGAUCGGACUGCUUGCCUUUGGACUCGCGUGUUACUGGAUUGCGAAGAGGGUGUACAAGAUUGUGUAA